CGCGGCCCUAGGUGCUGAGUGUGUGCCGGUGGUAAAGUGCCAUGUAGGGUGGCCGGCGCCUGCCCCGCCCCUGCGCUUAUUCCCUCCGCGGGCCCGCUGCCGCCGGGACCCGACGACGGCGGCGGAGCGAGCCUGCCGCUGCCUCUUAGCCCGCGGUGCGGCCAGCGCUACCCGGGGUGUCGCGGUAGCAUGCUGGAAGGGGUCGGGCCGGGGUCUGCCUGGUACCGUAGAGACUGCAGUCCAGCGUCUCGUUCUUCAGGGAAGGAAAGGUGAAGAGGGCAAAUAAGCCAGCGAGCCUGCAGCAGUUGAGGAGUUGGACUGAGGUCAAGUUCAGAAGUGCUUUACACAUGAAAUCUACUGGCUCUAUAGCUGAUUCUGCCUUGUUACCAUCUCAACAGAAUUGGAUUUACAGUCAUGGAGGAACAUCAGCAACAUUUACACUGUGUGAACUGUGUCAGCCGUCGUUGUAUGACCAGACCAGAGCCUGGCAUUUCCUGUGAUCUGAUUGGCUGCCCGUUGGUUUGUGGAGCAGUUUUUCACUCAUGUAAAGCUGAGGAACAUCGCAUGUUAUGUCCACUUGAAAGAGUGCCUUGUUUGAACAGUGGCUUUGGAUGUCCCUUCAUAGUAGCCCGAAAUAAAAUUGCUGAUCAUCUAGAAGUUUGUCCUGCAAGUGUAGUAUGUUGUACCAUGGAGUGGAAUAGAUGGCCAGUCAGUUACGCAGACCGAAAAUCUUACGAAAAUCUGAGUAAAGAUGUUGAUGAAGUGGAGCAACUAGAUAUGGCUUUAGCCCUUCAAGACCAGCGAAUGUUAUUAGAAUCACUUAAAGUAGCAACUAUGAUGUCAAAAGCAGGUGAUCAAAUACCAGAAUCCAGAGAGCAAACCUCUGUCAAAUCAAGUGCCCCAGAUACAGUGCAUUCAAAUGGUUUAAUGCCAGUAGAUGAAGAGUCUUAUGGUGCUCUUUAUCAAGCUACUGUAGAAACAACAAGGAGCUUAGCUGCUGCUCUGGAUAUCCUGAACACUGCUACAAGGGACAUUAAUAUGUUAAGUUCAAGCCUCUGCAGUUCACCACAGGAAAUUAAAGAAGAUACUGAGAUUAAAGAGCAAGCUUCUAAUGGCAUUAUUAAGGAUAAAAAGUCUGACCAUGAAUAUCCAGAUGAAGAUAACAUAGGAGCAGUUGGGGGGAUAAAGUUUGACAGCCUGAGUCAAAACUCACAAAUGGAGCAAAAUGGUUCUAGUGAUAUUUGUUAUGAUGUGGUGCAAAAACAUGACUUAAAUCUAAACCUCAAUAACUCCUCAGUUUUGUGUAAUGGCUUUCAUGUAGAAAAUGAAUGUUCAAAGGUGUUGGACCAGAAUGAAGAUCUUGGUGUAUCUAAUUCAAAACCGUCCAGUGUAGCAAAUGGUGAAUGUACUGCUUCUCAUGAUGAUGAAGCAUUAGAGUCUUGCAGCUCCCUCCCUGUAACAGCACAACUUAAAGAAGUAGUAUCAGCUGAUCACUUAGUUAAUGGCAGUGUUAAUCAUGUACUACUUCCCCAUAAUGCUAAUGAAGAAGAAAUAUUAGAGAAACAAGUGGAGCAAGAAAGACUGAGAAAUGUAGAUGCAUUUUCACUUUUACGGCGGCGAUCGUACAACUUCAUUGUUAACAACUAUUGGUCUACAUUAAAAGAAGACAAAGCUGUUGAUACAUCAGAUUUGGAGAUAACAGAAGAUCCUAUGGGUCUUCAAGGGAUUGAUCUAAUCACUGCAGCUCUGUUGUUUUGCCUAGGAGACUCUCCCGGUGGUAGAGGGAUAUCAGAAAGUCGUGCUGUUGAUGUGUAUCGCAUUGACUUUGGGACCCAAACAUUUUCUCUCCCAUCUGCUAUACUGGCCACGAAUACAAUGGUGGGGGAAAUAGCUUCAGCUUCUGCAUGUGAUCAUGCCAACCCACAGCUCUCAAAUCCAAGUCCAUUCCAGACCCUUGGACUGGAUUUGGUAUUGGAAUAUGUGGCUAGAUACCAAACAAAACAGCGUUCAAUGUUUACAUUUGUUUGUGGACAGUUGUUUAGGAGGAAUGAAUUUUCAUCGCAUUUUAAGAAUGUGCAUGGUGACAUUCAUGCUGGCCUUAACGGCUGGAUGGAGCAGAGGUGUCCUUUGGCAUAUUAUGGGUGUACAUACUCUCAACGAAGGUUUUGCCCUUCAACACAAGGGGCAAAAAUUAUUCAUGACCGCCACUUACGGUCAUUUGGAGUUCAGCCUUGUAUUUCCACAGUAUUAGUAGAACCAGCAAAAAGCUGCUUAAUUGGACUACACAAUGACCAUCUGAGUAGUCUACCUUUUGAGGUUCUGCAGCACAUCGCUAGUUUUCUAGACGGUUUUAGUUUAUGUCAGCUUUCCAGAGUGUCACGUUUAAUGAGAGAUGUGUGCGGAAGCUUGCUUCAAGCACGUGGAAUGGUGAUACUACUAUGGGAGAAGAUAAAGUGUGCAGAUAGAAGUUCCUGGCAGAUAAAAGAAAAGGUUUGGCGCUUCAGUACAGCCUUCUGUACUGUGAAUGAGUGGAAGUUUGCUGACAUCGUAAGCAUGGCUGACCACUUGAAGAAAUGUAGCUAUAAUGCUGUAGAGAGAAGAGAGGAGGCUGUUCCGCUGCCAUGUAUGUGUGUAACAAGAGAACUCACUAAAGAAGGACGUUCACUGCGCUCUGUUUUGAAACCAGUACUUUAAAUAUUGCAGCCACUCCAAUUGCACAUACACUCAAGCACCUGAUAUAACCUCAGUAAUCUUAUGUGACACUUUAUUAAUGUACUAAAGAUACUUUCUAGCUAAAUCUACUCUGUCACUGUGUAUAUAAGGUUUGAAGUGACAUUUAUUUUUUAUAAUACUGUUUAGCUGGAAAGUAAUGAAAGUUGCCUUAAUGUUUGAAAAAUUCGGAACUUGCUGGACAGGGUAGUUCUAUCUAACUUAUAUAAUUUAAGAACAAAAUCCUGGUGUUUUCUGGUUCACUGGUGCCCAUGUUGCUGUUGACUGAUAACAUUUCAAAAAUUGCCUCCAAAUGGUAUGCACAUUUAGAUAGGAAACACUGAAUUGUACUUUCUGUAUUUGGUCUAUUUUUUUUAAUAACAAAUUCUAAUCCAAAUAUUUGAAAGAUAAGGAAGAAUUCAAAACUUUGUAAUAGAGAUCUCAAACACAGCUUUUAAGCACAUCUUUUCUCAUUACAUCAGUGUUCUACUGCUCUUGCUAGUUUACAGGUGAUCUAAGAUGAACUUUUUUCUGAAGUUUUUGUUGUUUUUUUUUUUUAGCAGCAAUCUAAGCAAACUCAGAUUUAAAGCAGCUCAAUUUUUAGUACAACUUUCUUUUGACAUAUCAACAAUGAUUAUUUCUUUUCUGAACUAUUAACAAGUUAUUUCACUUUUGGGAGCAAAACUUUUAGAGCUAAAAACAUGGAAUACUAGUUUUACUCUCGCACCUACAAUGAUAUUGAUUUAAAAUAUUUUUCCUUGUCCUGCAGUUGGCUGAGGGUUAAAUUGCUUGAGGAUUCAGAAAUUCAAAGUAUGUGAUGAACAGUUACAAAUUAUAAUGCAGCUAAUGAAGCAGCUUUACUUGUUCUAUGGUGUUGUGAGAUAUAUUGUCUCCUUUUCUGUUAACCUGUCUAAACAAAUGCUGCUUUUUGAGGAGCAUUUUAAAUCACUGGCAUAUAUAGGAAAUGUAUCAUCUUCGUAAGAUGAUACAUGAUUUGUUAAUUGCAUAAGGCAUAUCAGAAAUAUAUGUUCAACCACAUCCGUUAAGCAAACAACUCCAAUUUGCUUCCAGUCUUCUGUAAUAAAAGAGCUCACAAAGUGUUUGUGAACAGAGAAGACAUGCUAUGAAAAAUGGCCUGAUAUAGCAAAUCUGUAAUAACUUGAACCGACUUUCCAACUUGUGUGUAUUAAUUUCGGUGUCUGUAGCCUGUUGCACUUAGCAACUGUGCCACAAAGCUAAAACAGAAACAGACCAGAGCAUGGAACAAAGAAAUACAGACUGUAUUUCCAUUAUAGGACAAAAUAAGAGAUUAGUAAGGAGGAGAUGUUUACAAAAAUGGCUAAAUUUAUUACUCAUAAUUUCUGUACUGGACACUUGUUUAUGGCUACUCUGGCUACAGUUCGCAACUUUGCUAUCUGUGCAUUUCCCAUUCUGGCUCCAGUCCAGCUAAACAUUCACUGCCUUUUUUUAUGCAGAGUGCUGCAGGUGCCCAGAAAAAAAUCAAAUCUAUUUCUUCAGUGCCAUGAGUUGAAAUUAGAAGAGCUCAAACAGCCUUGACCUUCAAACUACAUGUUCUUUUUCCACAAUUUCUCUUCGUUUAUUUUGUUUGGGGAGAGGAAAGGAAAGUAAACCCUCUACAGAAGUUAGCAAUAUUUGCAAUAAUUCUUAGUUGUUACCACAGCUAUCUGGAAAGGAGAAUUUAGAUUCAUGUAUAAAUCUGACUACAUCAACUGUGUUUUAGGUAGGGAUUUUAAACACACCCCCUAUCCCCACCCUUGUUGUCUUAGUAAAAUGCUCAUUACCCACAAAUUCUUCAAUACGUGGCAGGAAGGAGACUUCCAUCGGUUCUGUUCUUUUAGCUCUAAUGGCUCCUUGCUGCUGCUCUCUGGUGUUUAAAAGUGGUUGUGUGAUUGGAAGGAUCCUGAAUGUUGAGGAGUUUAUGCUUGUGUUUAUGGCUAAAUGUACUUUUAAACAUCUGUUUUGGGUUACUGGUAUUUUUUAGUCAGCAGUGUGGUGGUUUCGGUACUUGGCAUUCUUUGUAACUACCCAGAACCCUGGUAAGUAUGGUAUGAAGGCGUGUGUCGAGGUCGCUUAGGGGAAGAGGGUGUUCAGCUAGAGGAACUGGUGUCGGUAGAAUCUUGCUUGUAGCACAGUGCAGAUCUACAUCUAAAGUAUCAUCAGUUGUUGAUCUAUUAAAAUGAUUUUUUUAACUACUUGGUGUUCUUCUUAAGAAAUAACACUAUUUCUCAAUUCAUGCACUUUUGUUUUCAAAUGUAGAUACAGGCUUUUAUGUUAAAUUAGUUUAUUUUUUAUGAGAAUCCAGAGCUAUUAAAAUACCAAUGUUGUAAACAAAAUCUCUGCCUUGUAAACUGCUCCAAAUGCAGGAAUACAAUGUAGUUAGGAUAAAAACUUUUUUACACUGCUAUGCAGUUGGUAAAACAUCUGUGAUAUAUAUUAGUCUAUGAAAAUGUGGCUUGUUCAUAUUUGCCCUUCAAUUUUAAAAAUGUUGUAUCCCCUUCCUGGUACAUCUUCCUUACAGCAUAUAUAGACAGCUGUUCCAGUUUUUCUUUUACUUGAUACCACAUUGCUACUUUGUUUAAAAUACUAUGUUUUCGAUCAUUAUGCAAUAUUUUUUUGCAAUGUCUGUUGAAAUUCUAAUAAAACUUUUGGAGUUUC
Molecule: messenger RNA, 5385 nt
Organism: Neopsephotus bourkii (Bourke's parrot)
Lineage: Eukaryota; Metazoa; Chordata; Aves; Psittaciformes; Psittacidae
Gene: FBXO30
Product: F-box protein 30
Exons: 4
Coding region: 415-2694 (759 amino acids)
Molecular function (GO): protein binding; ubiquitin protein ligase activity; zinc ion binding
Source: RefSeq, a predicted model, not a curated record